AUGGAUCAUAUAAAAACUGUAUUCAAACAUAACCAUCACCAUAACUCUUGGUCUCAACAGACCCUUGAUUCUCCGAAUACCGCUUAUUUGCAAUCUUAUGCCAUUGUGGUAUCAACAGAAACCAAUUCUGAUGAUGAUUGGAAACAAGUUGUAGAUGUAUUACACGAAAAAUAUCCGAAUGCAACCGUCUAUCUUUAUCGCAAUGAUGUCACGUCAGUUAAAGAAGCACUUCAAAUUUCGAUGCCGCGUUAUACAGCAUUUGUGUGUAAACCAUCAGAAUGUGGUCGAGAGUUUGUUGCCAGUGUUCAUCGUCUAACUCGUACGCUUGAUGAUGAACCGUACAUUGAUACCAUGUGGGCUAUCAUUACAGGCAGUGAUGCGAAAUCUGCGCUGAAUUCGAUUAAAGACGAUGUUGAACAACCGUUUAUUAUUCGUACUGCAUUAAAUUUUACUAAUGUUGAUCAAGAUUUGUUUGAUAUGUGUUUUACAUUCUCAGAUUCAAAAUAUAGUUGUUGGUACGGGAAAAACUGUUGUGAAAAUGGAAAAGAAGAAGGUAGCGAAUAUUCAAAGCCACCAGCGUUAAUGUUUUCAGAAAAACUUGAUGCUAUUCGACCGGAUUUACUUGUAACGGGCGGUCAUGGUACCGAACACACGCUUGAAAUGCCAUGGACGACUGGUAUGCUUUAUGCUACCGAUCAAUCUCUUUUACUGUUAGAUACGGAAGGCAAUGCUGUUGCUUCGCCAAUAGAAACAUCACCAAAUCCAAAAGUAUUUUUACCUAUAGCAAACUGUCUCAUUGGUCAUUGUGUUGGUGAAAAUUGCAUGGUCACUCUAUUUAUGGGUAAAUUAGGCGUGAAACAAUUGUGUGGAUAUACUGUCAAUACAUGGUUUGGUCGUGCUGGAUGGGGAACAUUGGAUUUAUGGAAAAGUAUUCCUGGUCAACUGGCACUUUCACAGGCAUAUUUUCUCAAUCAAGUUCGUAUGACGUAUGACUUAAAAUCUAUUAAUUCACAUCUACUUAAAUUUAAAUUUGAUGUUACUAAGAAUGAUCCAUCCUACGAAUCAGUUGGAGAACAAAUCAACAACUGUUUCAAACUCUCAGAUAAUAUAGAUGCCGAAACACGAGAGAAAAUAUAUGGAUUAUGCUAUGAUCGAGAUACGACUGUUUUAUAUGGUGAUCCAGCUUUUGACGCAAGAUUUGAUAAAACAAAAUGCGAUCCGAUAUUAUCAACAAAAUUUAUUCGCACGAGUGUUAAUACACAUAGUUUUAUUAUUACUUUUACCGAUACAGAAAGUAUAUCUAAACUUUACCUUCCCGUUGGUGUAAUGUUUACGAGUCGAAUUGCCAAUUACAAUAUUAUCAGUGGUAUUGAUCAUGAGCCGAUAUUAUCCGACAAUUUUAUAAUGGUUUUAAAACCUCGUCCAAAAGAGGGUUCGACAACAGUUGUCAUCGAUUUUAGAGGAACCGUUCUACCCUAA
Messenger RNA from Didymodactylos carnosus, 1479 nucleotides. The record is from the annotation of a GenBank genome assembly. NCBI's taxonomy places the organism in Eukaryota, Metazoa, Rotifera, Eurotatoria, Philodinida, Philodinidae.